Molecule: messenger RNA, 2904 nt
Organism: Mustela erminea (ermine)
Lineage: Eukaryota; Metazoa; Chordata; Mammalia; Carnivora; Mustelidae
Gene: TMEM182
Product: transmembrane protein 182
Exons: 5
Coding region: 197-886 (229 amino acids)
Cellular component (GO): membrane
Source: RefSeq, a predicted model, not a curated record
GAACACAAAUCCACCCACAGGGUGUAAGUGAGAAGCCAUCACAACAUGAGCUAGGAGAGGCUUCUCAAGAAGAUCCUGCUUACUCAAAAAAUCUUUCUUCUUCUUUUCUUUUGUUUUCUUUUUUUAAUUGAGAAGCUAAGUGUUUGCCAUUUUUAAAUUUCUUAUUUUGUUUAAAGGGAAACCACUUGCCUUGAAAAUGAGACUAAAUAUUGCCAUCUUCUUUGGGGCUCUCUUUGGUGCUUUGGGGGUUUUACUCUUUUUGGUGGCCUUUGGAUCGGAUUAUUGGCUUCUUGCAACUGAAGUGGGGAAGUGUUCAGGUGAACAGAAUAUAGAGAACAUCACUUUCCACCAUGAAGGAUUCUUCUGGAGAUGUUGGUUUAAUGGGAUUGUGGAAGAGAAUGAUUCCAGUAUCUGGAAGUUCUGGUACACCAAUCAGCCAGCAUCCAAGAACUGUGCACAUGCUUACCUGUCACCAUAUCCCUUUAUGAGGGGAGAGCACAACUCAACCUCCUAUGAUUCUGCUAUUAUUUACCGUGGUUUCUGGGCAGUCCUGAUGCUUCUGGGAGUCGUCACCGUGGUGACUGCAAGCUUUCUGAUCAUCUGUGCAGCUCCCUUUGCAAGCCACGUUCUCUAUAAAGCCGGUGGAGGUGGUUACCUUGCUGCAGGCAUCCUGUUUUCCCUGGUGGUGAUGCUGUAUGUCAUCUGGAUCCAGGCAGUGGCUGACAUGGAAGACUACAAAAACAUGAAAAUGAGAGACUGCUUGGAGUUCGCCCCUUCUGUUGUCUAUGGCUGGUCAUUUUUCCUGGCCCCGGCAGGGAUAUUUUUUUCUUUGCUAGCUGGAUUACUGUUUCUAGUUAUUGGGCGGCAUAUACAGAUACAUCACUAAUCAAAUCGUUGCCACCAGCCUUUUCUUGAGAGAUUUUAAAACCGAGAAUUUCUUUUUCAUUUCGUUUUGGUGACCCCAGCAUAGAAUUAGACUAGUUGAGCUGGUAUUUGAAUUUUGCUUUUACAUUUUGCUUGUGAUUUCCUCUGAUAGGAAGGUCCUAGAAUAUUUCUGGACAUCCACAUGUUUCUAUCCUCUGUAGGUGCUAUCAAGAACCUAGUUCUCUUAGGAGCAGGUAAGAUGGGCCUCCCUCUCACUGCACCUGUUAGAGCUCAUGCAGGUUACAAAGGCCUGAUAAUAGCAUAAUAUCACCCCCUGGGCCAGUGAAGCUUUGACUUAAAACUUCCUUCUUGGCACUCACUUCCGCUGAUAAAAACAAAACAAAAACAAAAACAAAACAAAACAAAACAAACAAAAAAACAAAAAACGUUGGAGAAUAAUUAAAAUGGAAAACAAGUGUUGUCAGAGAACUUCCUCCAUUUCCUCUCCACACACAUGCAUCUCCACAUAUGCAUUACUGAGUCCUGUAAACCAAUUAUUUCUAACUUAAAAAUAGAUAGCAGUGUGCUUGUGGCAAGAACCAGGCAGACCCAUCGGUUCAAGUGGGCCACAACCAGACUGAGGACGCGUACCUUAUUCCACUCUCCAGCCAACAGGACUUUGGUCACCUAAUCGUACUCCCUUAAUUGUGCGUCCUUAUAUAAACCUUAAACUGUGUUUAAAAGUGACUCAUCUGUACACCAAAUUACAUUUAAUGUAGAAUGGAUUGUUAGGAGCUCAGUGGAUUAAUUGAAAAUACGUAAAAAUAAGGCACCUUAGCUUAGUACUUCAUUCUGUUUCAUAUUUUAAAAUCCCCCCUUAAAAUUAUAUGCUAAUAUGUUCAGCAUGUGAAAAUUUAUUGAUGAAAUGUGCUUUUAAUAUGCACUAGCUAUAAACUUUCAAAAUAUUUCCAUAUGAAAUGAUAAUAGCCUUGCUUUAUUAAAGACUAUGAAAUAUUAACUUUUCCCAAGAUUUUAUGGUAGUUCUUUUGAUAAUUUGAUUCCCUUUAUUAUUGUCUCUCAGUUUCUUCAUCUUUACAACAGGUAUUUUAACAUUUACAGAUACACUAGUUUCUUCCUUUAAUCUCUUGGAAGAAAACUUGGUGCUGGUUGGUGGAUAAUUCUUUCUUAUUUGCUAGUGUAGACAUGCAGACAUUUUGCAUAUCAAAGAUGUUUGUUUGGCACUAAUUUUGAUUGAAAUCAAAUCCAUCUGAGAAGCCCACACUGCAUUUGCAUUUUGGAAACCUCCCCGGAGGAGCAGUUUGGUGUUGAUGAGGGAACAGAGAACCUGCAUGGUAUGCGAGCUUUGUUCUGGGCACAGCAUUUUACUUUGCAGCUGUCGUGAAUACCUAAGGCAGGACUCAGAGGAAAAUUAACAGUGACCACCUAGAAGACGCUAGGGGAAGAGGGGCUAUUGCUUUCCUUCCAGCCGUUCCCCUGAUGGAGAGAUUGCCUGUCUUCUGGACACAUCUGUACCUUCCAUUAACCUGUUUCCGCGGGAGGGAUUUCGAAUAGCCACGCUCUGAGCUAUCUGCAGAAUCUUGAGGGCAUUUUAGUGUUUAGGGACAGAGAGGAUGAGCAUGUGAUAAAAACAAAACACAAAAAUAUAAGACAAAAAACAAAAGCUUCAGGGGUUUCACUGGUUUCUCAAGCCAUCUGAGUUAUAAACGUUUUUUGUGGUACUCUCCUUUGUCUUUUUCUGUUUUCAUUUUUAUAUUGCUCCACUUACUUCUUUGCUUUUGGCUUGAUUAUUAGAAAAAUAAUUAUGGGUUCUGUUAUGCAUAUUUACUGUGAUAUUAAGUUAUGGCAUGCCAUUGAGUUUUCCAGACGAUGCUAGAUGUAUUUGAUUAGUUCAUGUCAUCUGUAAAUACAAUUCCUUUUUGUAGAACUUUGGAAUGGAGCCUUUUUUCUGGUGUAUUAUAUGUCAUUUAAAUUUCACAUACAAGCUGCUUUCAGUAAAGGUUUGAAUAUUUAUAAAUUUCA